UCUUAUGGGAGAUGUUGCGUUAUAUGACAUCCCUCACGCAUAUGCACCGUCCCUUUUUUUUAUAAAAUUUUUAAUCACGUCAUUCACCUCUAUAUAAGCAUGAGUGUGUUUUAAAGUGUAACACACAGCUUACGGAAGGAAACAAACACUUUUCUUACUAGUUCAUUCGAUCUUUCAAUCAUCCAAAAGAAAGAAUGGUAGGAUUUCUUGACACGCUAGUAUUUCUCGAGCAGGAUAACAAUGAGAGCCAAGAUGUUGAUAACUUGGUCAGUUUUGAAAAAGAUUGGGAUAAAAAUAAGGUGAUGCUGCUGUCCAACCAACCGCAUCACCUUAUUUCUAACAUCUCCUACCGUGCGGCGAAGCCGAAGUCAGAGGAACGUGACUAUAAAACGAAAAGUUUUGAACUAGCGCAGGUUGUGCGCGCCACAUGCCUUGAAAUCGAUGAACCCAGCAGCGACUCUUACUUGAAGGAUGUUUUGGGAAAAUACACCAAAAAAUGGCUUGAGAGGACCCACCACCAUUUAGGAUAUCCGAUAAAUUCGAACUUUGAUUAUAGUGUUCUGGGUGAACUGAAUCGUUUCUCAAUCAACAAUGUUGGUGACCCAUUUAUUGAAGGCGGUUAUGGUGUGCAAUCCAGGGACUUUGAAAUUGGUGUUUUAGAUUGGUUUGCAGAUCUUUGGGAGAUCAAGAAAGAUGAAUAUUGGGGAUACAUUACAAAUGGUGGAAGUGAAGGAAACCUUCAUGGCAUACUUGUAGGGAGAGAAGUAUUUCCUGAGGGAAUUUUAUAUACUUCAAAAGAAUCACACUACUCGGUCUUUAAAGCUGCAUUUAUCCUCCGAAUGAAAUGCAUUCAGAUCGAGACAUUAACUUCCGGGGAGAUUGAUUGUAAUGAUUUAAAGAAACAGCUUCUCCAAAAUAAGGAUAAACCAGCCAUCUUAAAUAUCAACAUAGGAACUACCGUAAAGGGUGCCAUUGAUAAUCUGGAUCUCGCCAUUCAAACUCUUAGAGAUUGUGGCUUCUCUCGUGAUCGAUUUUAUAUCCACUGUGAUGGAGCCUUAUCCAGUAUUAUGCUUCCAUUUCAGGAUCAAGUGCCUCGAGUAACAUUUAAAAAGUCAAUAGAUAGUAUCAGUGUUUCAGGCCACAAAUUUGUAGGAUGCCCUAUGCCAUGUGGUAUUCAGAUAGCAAGAAUAGAGCACAUGAAGGAACUUACUAAUGAUCAUGACUAUAUAGCUACAAGAGAUGCUACAAUAACGGGAAGCAGAAAUGGCCAUACACCCAUCUUCUUGUGGUUUGCCUUGAACCGCAAAGGGAAACAGGGGAUUCGGACUGAGGUUAAACAGUGCCUGGACAAUGCCGAGCAUCUAAAAGAGAGGCUUAAAGCGAUGGGAGCGAGUGUCAUGCUCAACAAGGCGAGCAUCAUCGUGGUGUUUGAGCGUCCUCCAGAGAAGGAAUUUAUAAAACGCUGGCAAUUAUCUUGCACAGGGAACAUAGCUCAUAUCUGUGUGAUGCCUCAUGUUACAUCAGACAAGAUUAAUGAAUUCGUUAUUGAGCUAAUUGAGAAACGUUCAACUUGGUACAAAGAUGGAGGCAAGCAACCUCCUUGUGUUGCUUCUGACAUAGGCAAGGAGAAUUGUGUUUGCCCUCUGCAUAAAUGAGAAAUCUGGUAGUGGGCACACCAAAAAAGUUUAUUUGUGUUUGUGUUUGUGUUUUAAUUUCAAUUCCUGCAAUGUCAUUGUUGGCAUAUUCCCACUAUUGAUGGGGGUAGAGUCUUCUGUAACUUAUCUUUAUUACUGUGUUAGGAUAGCUACAUGGUUUUAUUUACUCUUUCAGAGUAAAGUUUUACAUGUAGCAAAAAAUAUGUAUUUUAAGUUGCAAACUUUAUUUUCAGAUCAAUUUGAAUUCAAUAAACAAAGGUUGAGCGUUUGCAUGACUGAUUAAUUGAG
Molecule: messenger RNA, 1943 nt
Organism: Chenopodium quinoa (quinoa)
Lineage: Eukaryota; Viridiplantae; Streptophyta; Magnoliopsida; Caryophyllales; Amaranthaceae
Product: serine decarboxylase-like
Exons: 5
Coding region: 195-1655 (486 amino acids)
Biological process (GO): carboxylic acid metabolic process
Molecular function (GO): carboxy-lyase activity; pyridoxal phosphate binding
Source: RefSeq, a predicted model, not a curated record